Emiliania huxleyi CCMP1516 is the source of this 180-nucleotide messenger RNA. RefSeq lists its product as hypothetical. Gene Ontology annotation, molecular function: zinc ion binding; nucleic acid binding. Lineage: Eukaryota; Haptophyta; Isochrysidales; Noelaerhabdaceae. The transcript has 2 exons. The record is from RefSeq and is a predicted model, not a curated record. Bases 1 to 180 code for a protein of 59 amino acids.
AUGAUUGCUCCCUGCGGGCCCCCCAAGAAGGAGGCCGGCAAGCGCAAGGGCGAAGCACAGCGCGAGGCGUGCCACAAGUACAACAGCGCGGCGGGAUGUAACCGCGAGAAGUGCAAAUUCGACCACCGCUGCACGAAGUGCGGCGAGAAGGGCCACGGCGCGAGCAGCUGCUCCAACUAG